Molecule: messenger RNA, 6317 nt
Organism: Mauremys mutica (yellowpond turtle)
Lineage: Eukaryota; Metazoa; Chordata; Testudines; Geoemydidae
Gene: MFN2
Product: mitofusin 2
Exons: 19
Coding region: 274-2547 (757 amino acids)
Biological process (GO): mitochondrion localization; mitochondrial fusion
Cellular component (GO): mitochondrial outer membrane
Molecular function (GO): GTPase activity; GTP binding
Source: RefSeq, a predicted model, not a curated record
GGGGACCAGCGACGGGCCGGAGUAGCCCGGUUCCCGCCUGUCGCGCGGGUGUCGUGACGCGCGCAGCCUGGCGCGCUCCGAUGACGAUGCGGCGGUGUCAUGGCUGCUGUGCGGGAGAGAAGGUGAAGGCUGGAUCCACAUUGCCCCAGGAGCUGCCAGACCCAGACCCACCCAGAGAAGUGAGCACUGUGGAAAGCAGUCAUUGGCACGUGGGACAGAGGGAGCUGACCAUGCCUGGCUUGUGAAAACUUAACACUCAUCCUGAAAAGCGCAAUGUCCCUGUUGUUCACUCGCUCCAAGUCCAUAGUUGCUGUAAAGAAGGAUAAAAGACACAUGGCCGAGGUAAAUGCUUCUCCUCUCAAACAUUUUGUCACUGCAAAGAAGAAAAUCAAUGGCAUCUUUGAACAGUUGGCUGCAUAUAUCCAGGAGAGUUCCACAUUCCUGGAAGAAACACACAGGAAUGUGGAACUUGACCCUGUCACCACAGAAGAGCAGGUAUUGGAGGUCAAAGGAUACCUGUCAAAAGUCAGUGGCAUUAGUGAGGUGCUGGCACGGCGACACAUGAAAGUGGCUUUUUUUGGCAGGACAAGCAAUGGAAAAAGCACAGUGAUAAAUGCCAUGCUGUGGGAUAAAGUCCUUCCCUCAGGCAUUGGACACACCACUAAUUGUUUCCUGCGUGUGGAGGGGACGGAUGGUCACGAUGCCUUCCUACUUACUGAAGGCUCAGAGGAGAAGAGGAGUGUCAAGACAGUCAACCAACUGGCUCAUGCUCUCCAUCAAAAUGAAUUUCUGAAUGCUGGCAGCCUGGUCAGUGUGAUGUGGCCCAAUUCCAAAUGUCCUCUCUUAAAGGAUGAUCUAGUGCUUAUGGACAGCCCUGGCAUUGAUGUAACCACAGAACUGGACAGCUGGAUUGACAAGUUUUGUCUGGAUGCUGAUGUAUUUGUGUUGGUGGCAAACUCUGAGUCCACGCUGAUGCAAACGGAGAAGCAGUUCUUCCACAAAGUGAACGAGCGUCUGUCUCGCCCCAACAUUUUUAUCCUGAAUAACCGCUGGGAUGCAUCAGCUUCAGAACCUGAAUACAUGGAAGAGGUCCGUCGACAGCACAUGGAGCGCUGCACCAGUUUUCUAGUGGAUGAACUGGGUGUGGUGGAUCGAGCGCAGGCUGGGGACCGCAUCUUCUUUGUGUCAGCGAAGGAAGUGCUAAAUGCCAGGAUCCAGAAAGCUCAAGGGAUGCCGGAAGGAGGUGGAGCAUUGGCAGAAGGAUUUCAAGUAAGAAUGUUUGAGUUUCAAAACUUCGAGAGACGAUUUGAGGAAUGCAUCUCACAGUCUGCAGUGAAAACAAAGUUUGAGCAGCACACAGUGAGAGCCAAGCAGAUUGCUGAAGAUGUUCGCCUUAUCAUGGACUCUCUGCAUAUUGCUGCCCAGGAGCAGAGGGUUUACUGCCUGGAGAUGCGAGAGGAACGACAGGAGCGCUUGGGUUUUAUUGACAAACAGCUGGAGCUGCUCACUCAAGACUACAAGAUGAAAAUAAAACAGAUCACAGAAGAGGUAGAAAGACAGGUGUCGAAUGCAAUGGCUGAAGAGAUUAGGCGGCUCUCAGUGUUGGUAGAUGACUACCAGAUGGAUUUCCACCCAUCUCCAGUGGUCCUCAAAGUUUACAAGAAUGAACUACAUCGACACAUUGAGGAGGGUUUGGGCCGUAACAUGUCAGAUCGAUGUUCUAAUGCCAUCACUGGUUCCCUGCAAACCAUGCAACAAGAAAUGAUAGAUGGUUUAAAGCCCCUUCUCCCAGUCUCUCUCCGGGGUCAGAUAGACAUGCUGAUCCCCCGGCAAUGCUUCACACUCAGCUAUGACCUGAACUGUGACAAGCUUUGUGCCGACUUCCAGGAGGACGUUGAAUUCCAUUUUUCUCUUGGCUGGACAAUGCUUGUGAAUAGGUUUUUGGGACCAAAGAACAGUCGCCGGGCCUUGAUGGGCUAUAAUGACCAGAUUCAACGUCCUUUACCUUUAACCCCAGCGAAUCCCAGUCUGCCUCCCCUACCCCAGGGUUCUAUGACCCAGGAAGAGCUCAUGGUGUCUAUGGUGACUGGAUUGGCAUCACUGACUUCCAGAACUUCCAUGGGGAUCCUCGUGAUUGGUGGAGUGGUCUGGAAGGCUGUGGGCUGGAGAUUGAUUGCUCUCUCUUUUGGCCUUUACGGGCUCCUGUAUGUAUAUGAGCGCCUCACUUGGACUAUGAAAGCGAAGGAGAGAGCCUUCAAACGCCAGUUUGUGGAGUAUGCGAGUGAGAAACUGCAGCUCAUUGUCAGCUACACAGGCUCCAACUGCAGCCACCAAGUCCAACAGGAGCUUGCUGGGACAUUUGCUCACUUGUGUCAGCAGGUGGAUGUCACACGGGAGAAUCUUGAGCAGGAAAUUGCUGCCAUGAAUAAAAAAAUUGAAAUCUUGGACUCAUUGCAGAGCAAAGCAAAACUGCUCAGGAAUAAAGCAGGCUGGCUGGACAGUGAACUCAACAUGUUCACGCAUCAGUACCUGCAGCAGAGCAGAUAAUGUGAGAAGGCAAAAAACCAUUUCCCUUCAGUGCUCUCUUAACUGCUGCAGAGAACAUGGUGGGUGAUGGAAUCCCUAAGGAGCACGAGCAAAAGCAAGCUGUUGCGUGGUCUAUCACCAUGUGAACAACGGGAUUCUUCUUUCCCCUAUCAUGUCCAACCUCUCAACACACCUCUCUUCUUGCCUGCCAGGGAGAUUAGGAGGAAUUUCUGCUUCAUACACUUACAGGAGGCUUUUGUAAUGCAGAACGAAGUAGGGUAGUUUGUCAGUUGUUGGAAAAAAAAAAAAAUCUCACUAGUCACCAAAGUUCAUCAAGUUCAAAACUUCCCCCUUGAUGAAUUAUCACCUUAAUAUGUAAAGAUGGAUCUUGAUAAUCCUUUGAGGUAGUCACAAGAUCAGAUAUGUGUGUGAAAAGCGUCAUCUAAACGCAGGCCAUUGCCCCCUCCUCCUCCCACACAUCUAGAGGCCCAUAUGUCACUCUAACAGACCAUGCAGAGACCUGUCCACACUUCUUCGUUACUCUUCAAUUGCAAUACAGCGGGGGAGAGACUUGCUGGAGAGAGAGCGGAAGAGAGACUUGCUGCUCUUUUUCUUUCCAUGGAGAAGUGUCAGUGCAAAUAAGACCCAGGAGCAGAAAACAAAUCAUUUUUUUGAUUGUGGGUUGGGAUCCUGCUAUAGUAAAUUUCUUCUCCUGGUCUUUUUGGGUUUUGGGCAUCUUCCUCCUGCAAGCUCUUCAGUUUAAGAAAGCUCUUUGCCUAGCCCUGUGUUACUUGAGAGACAAAUCAUGGCAGAGACAAAACUGACUGACUGUCGUCAUGUAGUUAUUGUGGAGUUAGUGGAAUUAGGAGUUGCAUUUGGUGACCUGGUAAAUUGGUAUCUUAUUGAGAAAGAUAAGCAGGAUCUGAGAUGGGCCAGUCGGCAGGGUGUGAAUAGCUACUUUAUGAAAUAUAUAGACAAAUGUGUUUUUUAAAAGUGCGCGUUUUGGGAUGCAGGCUUCUGGAAUUCCAUUAUCACUACAUGGCCUUUAGGACAGGGUAGAUUACAAGCUGUAGGAGAUCUUGCUUCAUGUAGAGCUUCUAUAGGAUGUUACUGUCUGCAUUAAUAUGGUUCCAUUGGGGGGGAGUUAAACAGAAUGAAGAUGGGCUGAUCCAGUGCAGCUCAUAUGGCGCCAAGGAGUCGUGUAUUGGUGUGGGAAUUCCAUGCCAGGGAAGCAAUGGGUCACCAUAACUUUCUAAGCUUUGCUUUAUUUGUAAACAGAUCAGAUUGGUUUUGGGGUUUGCCCUAAAUGCAGUUUAAUUCUGAUCAUAUUCAGAACAAUGUGGUCCUGACCCUGUUACCAUUGAAACUGGGGGGUAAAACUCCUACUGAUUUCAAUAGCAGCAGGAUCAGGUUCCCCGCCGUUUGGGGAAAAUGCUUCUCCACCAUGUGUAGUGAUGGGGCUUUUCUUUUUCCCAUGGCAUGUCUCCAGAAGUCAGAGAUGUCUCCAAAGAAUCCAGAAUGAAAACUCUAAGGAGGUCCCAGCUGAGGUUAGAAAGACUGAAGGGAGUUUGUCAUAUUGACAAUGAUACUUGAAAAUGGUAUCAACAGGCUUUAGAAUGAUUUCUUGCUCAAGUACAGAUGUCGAUACCCAUGUGCCAGUAACCAGCGUACUUGCUUCUCAUCUAUUCCCGGAAAGGAGGAGGGAGAUGUUAUCCGGUGUCUGAGGGAGGAUAAAUAGUGAAGUAGCAUUAAGCCAGUUAGGUUAUUUUAACCUCAAAGCACUAGGAUUUGGGAUUUUCCAGUGGAUUAGCACAGAGUGUUAGUAGACUGAGUGUUCUGUUAAGUUCUUGUCACAAGAAGCAAGUCAGUUGCAUUUUGGGAUGGAAGGGAGGGGAAUAGAUUCUGCCAGGGGAUGGAUCAGGGCAUUAGCUAUGGGAUAAUGGAACAUUUCACUUCUAGCUUGCUGGUUUGAAUCCAACUCCAACUGGAAAGUCAUGGCCUUCUGAUGGCUCUUCAGUAGCCUUUGGGGAAUGAGAAUAAUUUAGUCUGUUUCCUAAAGAAUGUGCGUUUGCAUCAAAGUUGCCAUCACAGCUUGCAGUAACUUGUUCCUGAGCUCAAAGACUGAAUAGGAAAAGAGACUGAAUUCUUGCCUCUGCAGGUGGUUUCUCCAGGUCAUUGUUGUGGGUGUAUGUGUAAACAGAGGCAGCAGCAGCAGCAUGUUCUGUUGAUAAACACCCUUCAGACUGCAGGGCUGCUAAUCCAGCAUUACAGCAGGCUGUAUGGUUUGAAACAAUAGGCAGAUCCCUGCUGCAGUAGGAAAUUCUUUGUUCCCGAGUGCAGGAAGGAUAAUGCUGUGUUACAUGGGGCCUCUGGAAAGUGUUGAUGUGACUUUCUGGGACGUUCACCGCUUCAAGUGGCCAGGUCUUUGUGCAGACCCUAGGAGAUAAUCUAAUAAGUGGCAUAGGCUUCAAAUCAGAUAGUAUAUUGUGGUCUUUGAACCCCCUUUAGAGGAUGGUAGAAGCGAAACAGGGUAUCUUGCUAUUGAGUUGAUAUUGCUAAUGCUUUCUUCAGAGAUUUUUGGUGAGUUGGGCAUUCUCACUAUAGCAGUGAAACCCCUCGCUCUACAGGCCAGAUAAGAAUUACUUGAACCUUUUAUAAAGCAAAAUUGUUAACGCAGGCAGAGAAAUGUUAAGAGCAUCUAACCCUAGCCACCUACAGUCUGGAGAAGAUUGCCUUAUGCAUGUUAUAUUAACAGAAUCAAAGUUAAACAUAAUUGCCAUUUAAUUUGAUUCUUCUAAAACUAAAGCAAAGUACAACUGAACUCCUUUAAUACAGACGGGUGGAAGAGUUCACAGUGUUGCUGUAUAUUAUGGAGACAGUUCGCCUCUGCCUCCUAAUGGGGAGUGAUCAACUCUUAUGUAUGAGAGCAAAGGAUUGCAAGAACAGACUCCUCCAGGUUCAUAUUAAAGAAGUUUGGCUAAAUGCACUUUAUUUUAUUGCUGCUAAUUUACUUUUUUUUUUUUCUUGGUUAUUUUUGGUGUUGAGUUGAUGGAACUCUUAAAUCCUCUUAACAGUGAGUUUUCUCUCUGCUGUAUUUAAGAUGAUACAUUUGCAUGAAUUAUUCCUGUAUCAAUGCCGUUAACAUUGGAAACCAAAAUAAAAAUGAAUUGGGGGGGGAAAAAUUGUGUGUGUCUGUCCUACUAUCUCGAUACAAAAUCUUCAUGAGCUAGUUCAGUAAAUUCUGAAGAAAACGUGCUUUGGAGCAACAGUGAAUAGCUCUUAUUCAUCAUUUGUUGUUAAUAGCCUAUUGUUGAUCAUUUUAUAUUAACCACUUGGGAGUUCUCCACUGUACUGUCUUCACAGCAAAACUUGGCAGGCCCAGAUGUAUGAGAUCAUUUUAUCUCAUCGGGUGGGAUUCGAGUCUGAGAAGGAGGAACUGAAUCAGUGAUUUCUUGAGAAGAUUGCCUGAACUAUUAGUGGUUGACUAAUGCUAUGUAAAAGUUAAUCCUCACAUCAUCGGACAGAGGUUAAAGGCCAGAUUUCCAGGAAUGUUUGACCAACUGGGGCGCCUGCUGACUUCAGUUGGGAGUUGCGGGUGCUUAGCACUCCUGAAAAAUCAGAGCCAGAGUAAUGCAUCCAAGGCUACAGCACACGAGUGUUUCCGUGGUAGGGGUUUGAGCCUUUUCACUUGAACUGUGUCUAGAUUUUGUGAAACAUAAGGUCAGAAAUGGAGACCAUUCUGACAACUAAUAAAAUGCCUCAUACCCUUGAAGAUAUACUCAUCUCACGUG